Molecule: messenger RNA, 1005 nt
Organism: Ceraceosorus bombacis
Lineage: Eukaryota; Fungi; Basidiomycota; Exobasidiomycetes; Ceraceosorales; Ceraceosoraceae
Source: the annotation of a GenBank genome assembly
GAGCAUAUCAAACGAGAAUCGCUCUUUUUUGGCGGUUACUCAGAUGAUUCACCAGACUUGGCGCACGCGACUGUAAAUCCCAAAUGCAGCACAACAGGAGAGCUUGUGAGCGCGGAUGCAAGGGUAAGAGAUCGCGUUCGCUUCUCGCGCGCAGCAAAAGUAAGGUUGUAAGGCACCAUCAACGGGAUUCGAAACGACUCUACCGGCGGCAUCCAAACAUACGCAUACUGCGCUCAAAGGAGAAAUCUUAGAAGGAGGCCAACCCAACUAGACUAUAUCGACCCAAGCACACAUUGCGCAAAAAAUCGGUGGUAUAUAAACACGCGUCCCUUCAAAAUCCCAAGCACACAAUGCAACACAAAUUGUUGGUAUAUAGAGACGCAUGCCUUCCGAUUGUCUGAGGCGCUCAGCAGCUCAUGGACCCUGGACAUGCUUCGCGAAGGGGUCCGAUCACUUGGACUGCGGAGUGGUCAAUCGCAGGCAAGCGCAAAUAGAAAGGAGACAUCAGAAGCGUGGGCUGAGCCGGCUCCUCGGCAACAUUCGAUUCUCUCGAGCAUUGGCGGAGGAGCCUGCGAGCUCGAAUCUACAGAUCAAUACGUCACACUCGCAGAAUUGCUUUGGGGUUCGUCAACCCACCAAAUCGCCCAUCACACGGCGCUCCGCGCGACAAACAUACGUACAGGCGGCGAUCUCUCCUUCGAGGCGAUGCUGGUCUUCACCAGCAGGCGCGAAAAGGACGUAGGAGCAAUGGCGCAAAUAUCGGCAUCCGUGUCUGAUCCUUUCCCUUCAGAGUGCGCAUCUCCAUGCUACACAACAUGCCGCUGCAAUUGAAUCGCAAGCAAGCAUUUCGCCAGGAAGCGGUGUUCAUUCAUGUCUCUGCGGGGUCGUGCUAUCCUACAUAAUUGAUCAGAUGAAGAGGGUCACACAGUCGAUGGAGGCCACUUGCAAUUGUGCUGCGCGAUUGAGAUGGGGGAGACGGGAGAGAUGCCUGCUGAUCGUGACAGA